AUGUUCGCUAAAAUUUUAGCAGUCAGCGCCUUGGUAGCUGUGGCCCGCGCUGGUCACCUAGGGCACGGUGGUUACACUGUGUCGUCCCAGCACAAUUUGGUGCACCAUGACACGCACUAUGCCGCGGCUCCCAUUGCCUAUGCUCACGCCCCAAUUGUCCACGCAGCGCCCAUCGUACACUCAGCUCCCGUCGUCCACGCCGCCCCUGUUGUUCACGCCAUCGCUGCUCCCGUUGAAGUACAUGGUGGCCACUAUAGCCAUGGACACGAGGACUACUACUCUCACCCCAAAUACAAGUACUCGUACUCCGUGGAAGACCCUCACACUGGCGACCACAAGUCCCAGCACGAGGUCCGUGAUGGUGAUGUCGUGAAGGGAGAAUACUCUCUGCUGCAGCCUGAUGGCUCCUUCCGCAAGGUCUCCUACACCGCCGACGACCACAAUGGUUUUAACGCGGUCGUGCACAACUCCGGUCCCAGUCAUCACAUCUACUCGUCCCAGUACCACCAUUACUAGAUCUCCAACUUUAAGCUUUAAGAGCCACAAUGUACCUUAUUUAUACCCGCUGUGAUCUUCGUGUAUGUUCUUAUGUUU
Molecule: messenger RNA, 594 nt
Organism: Helicoverpa zea (corn earworm)
Lineage: Eukaryota; Metazoa; Arthropoda; Insecta; Lepidoptera; Noctuidae
Gene: CPR84
Product: cuticle protein 19-like
Exons: 4
Coding region: 1-516 (171 amino acids)
Cellular component (GO): extracellular matrix
Source: RefSeq, a predicted model, not a curated record